Saccostrea echinata is the source of this 783-nucleotide messenger RNA. Its product is annotated as putative defense protein Hdd11. NCBI's taxonomy places the organism in Eukaryota, Metazoa, Mollusca, Bivalvia, Ostreida, Ostreidae. Bases 38 to 748 code for a protein of 236 amino acids. The record is from RefSeq and is a predicted model, not a curated record. The transcript has 4 exons.
ACACAGCGGAAACAGUGAUAUUAUCCUUAUAUUUAUAAUGUGGAGUUUAUCGGUCACUGUUCUUUUGACACUGCAACGGUCAGUUUGGUCAGCUUAUCCUUUCACUUUUUCAGAACGGGAAUGCAGGGACCUGUUCCCGGAAAGAAUCGGAAAAGAUUCAUUAACUGCUGGUAGUAACGAUCAUCAUGAUGAACCCUUUACGAUUGAACCGUCUGAAACCAUACAUGGAUUUAACUUCGGAAGCACUCAAGUUCUUGUAAAGGCAAACAGUAAAUGGCGAAUCCAAGGAAUAAUAAUGCAGGCACGGAUAGUCGGCAACUGCAAAAACCCGAAGCAGCAACAUCCGGUUGGACAUUUUGAGGUCUCCGAGAACCACAAAUUCCUGAGGGCAGCGAACUGCUCAGGCAAUCCAUUUAAAACUGUUACCCAUAGAAAAUACCCAAUAAAUACAGAUUCUAUUGUCAUCCGAUGGUUUCCACCAGAAGAUGUUAAGGCGGAGGUGUAUUUUGUAGCAACAAUUGUGUCAGGGAAAAAUGACUUUUGGACGGGUAUUGUGAGUCAUACCAUCAGACACAAGGACAAACCCUUCACCCCCGGGCAUCCUCAAUGUCCUAUGCGCAGCAAGUACACCACCUCUGCAACGCCGCGACCAUCGCCCCAGGGAAGCACGGGGAAAAUUCUUCACCCAAACAUUCUAUUGAUCUGCACCCUCUUGACCGCCAUUCUUUGGACUAUGUAUCAUAACUGACAACUGUGAACUUAUUCAAGUUUUUUUAUGUACAU